Messenger RNA from Amaranthus tricolor (Joseph's coat), 1557 nucleotides. Its product is annotated as 1-aminocyclopropane-1-carboxylate oxidase homolog 4-like. The coding region runs from base 294 to 1394 and encodes 366 amino acids. The transcript is spliced from 3 exons. Lineage: Eukaryota; Viridiplantae; Streptophyta; Magnoliopsida; Caryophyllales; Amaranthaceae. The record is from RefSeq and is a predicted model, not a curated record.
CUUUGACUUUAUCAAGAAAGAUUCUAAAUAUAUCUCUUUUUAGCCAACCAUGAUGUUGAAUAUAUACUUCAUGAUAUGAUCUCAAUGAGUGCUCUUUGAUUGCGAUGAAACCACUCUUCAUAACCAUGUGCGCAAAUACAUUUUUUUAUAAUAUAUUCUUAACUUAAUGCAUUGUCUACAUCUAUAAAUUAUUCAAUUCAUUGCCUAGUCUUGGUUCAUUGUACAGAACUUUCCUCUUUGUAACACCCCAAACUAAUCUAGAACACCUAUUAAAAAUCAAAAUCAUACCGCAAAUGACAACCAAUAACAACAUAAAACAUGUGCUUGAUGAACAUGACCGAGUUAAAGCCCUACAAGAAUUUGAGAACACUAAACUAGGAGUUAAAGGCCUUGUUGACUCGGGCAUUAUUCGGAUUCCACCCAUUUUCCACCAUCCACCCGAGACCCUUUUUGAUCAUGGACCACCCGACCCACUUGAUAAAGACCAGAUCAUACCCGUUAUUGACCUCUUGGGUGACCGGAAAGAGCUUGUGGAGCAGCUCCGCGACGCCUCAUGUAAGUUCGGAUUCUUUCAAGUGAAGAACCAUGGUGUGGCAGUCGAGCUUCUCGAGCGUCUACUUGAUGCUAUGAAGGGUUUUCAUGAGUCAGACCCGAGUAAAAAGAUUCCGUUUUACCGACGAGAUACGGUAACUUCAGGAACGGGAGUUGGGUUUCAUUCAAAUUAUGAUUUGUUUCAUUCAAAAGCUGCUAGUUGGAGGGAUUCACUUGUUAUUCGUCUGGCUCCGAUUCCAGUUGAUCCUAAUGAUAUCCCACAAGCUUGCAGAAAUGAAGUGGUAGAAUGGGAUAAAGAAGUGAAGAAACUUGCAGAAAAACUGAUGGAAUUGCUGUCAGAAGGCUUGGGACUAAGUUCAGAUAAACUGAUAGGAAAGUCAUAUUUAGGAAGAAGAGGAAUGGUCGGGAAUUACUAUCCAUAUUGUCCAGAACCAAACAAGACAAUUGGUAUUGCUUCACAUACAGAUCCUGGGAUUUUAACUGUCUUACUUCAGGAUCAAGUUGGUGGACUCCAAGUCAAGUAUGAUGGUAAAUGGAUCGAUCUCAAACCCGUUCCUGGUGCCCUUGUUGUUAACCUCGGCGACUUAUUUCAGAUAAUAUCGAAUGAUGUAUACAAGAGUGGAGAGCAUAGAGUAUAUGCUAAUCCUUUUAAAAAAUCGCGAGUUUCAAUUGCGGUUUUCUUCAGCCCGGGAGAAUAUGAGAAUAUGUACGGACCUUUGGCAGAGUUGGUAUCGCCUGAAAGACCAAAAUUGUAUCAGCAGCUCAAAUUCUCAGACUUGAUCAAUAAUUUUUACUCAAGGGAGUUAGAGGGCAAGUCUAUGACUAGCUACUUCCGAUUGUAAAUGAUCAUCUUUGAUUUUUACUUGUAAAUUCAGGUUGCGGUUGAUUCCUCAUAAAAACUUUCGUUUUAUUCUAUUUUAUAAUUAAUUUAAAGAAUAAUGUAUCUUUACGGUUAAAGUAAACUUCAAAUAAAUAAAAGGAUAUAUAUAUAUACACAUGUUGAAA